Molecule: messenger RNA, 5248 nt
Organism: Bactrocera oleae (olive fruit fly)
Lineage: Eukaryota; Metazoa; Arthropoda; Insecta; Diptera; Tephritidae
Source: RefSeq, a predicted model, not a curated record
AUAUUUUUUUAAUGCCAAAUGGUUUACAUAACCACAAUGGAAUAAUGAACAUUUUUUCGAUUUGCAAAAAUAUUCUCAAUGAUCAUCACUUUUACAUCAGUUUGAACCAAUUUAAAAACUAAUUUGCGUUGUUCGAUUAAAAUAACUCUUAACCCACCAUCCAUGGCUUGGUCAAAAAAUAACAAGUGAAAAGCCGAGCUGAACCACAAUUUUCAAAGCGGUUUUGAAUAAAAUGUUGAAAUUAUGUAUAGGGAAAUGUGUCAUAAAUCUCAAUGAUGACUUCAAUUAGCUCCUAAAAGACUACAAAGUGGUCGAAAUCCAAAACAUAUGUGGCAACCCUCGUAUAAACGGAGUAUCAGUAUUGCCAAACAUUGUUCGCGAACACAUCUUAACUUUAUUAUUUAUCUAUAAUUAUCUUUGAUCUUUGAAUCGGACUCCGGCACAAGACGACGAGAGUCAACAACCGAUUCAGAUAUGUAUAUAUAAAUUUAUGCUAAUUUGAGCAAAGUUAUGCAAACAAAAGGGCGGAGCAUACCCAAAAAAUCAGCCAUAUAUGUAGUUAGCAAAUACAGAUAUGUACAAUUGGAAGAAGAUUGUGAAGAAAUGCGAAAUUUUCAUUUCCUAAAGGUGUUUCUUGCAAACACAAAUUGUGAAAUAACAAACGCAAUUUCAUAACUUUCAUCAAUGACGUAAAAUAAACACACUACGUAGAACUUAUGUACGAACAUUUGUGUGUAUUUUUAUUUGUAAUUCAAUAAAUAUAGUAAAUGCCACUAAACCAGUUUUAAACGCUGCGCGCAAUAACUAACUAUGCUACAUAACUAACUCUUUGGUAGACACUAGAUGUCUUGUAGCUUCCCAAUCAGCCAUGCGGAAUUUUCGGGUUUUUAAGCAACACAUAUUCCAGCAAUAUCUAGUAAAGCGUUAUAAACAGCGCCCCAGCCACUCACACGCUCAGCGAGCCAAGCACAUUGCUUUUUGUUGGCUGCUCGUUCAUUUGUUCGGCGACGACAAGUGUGCCCACUGCUCUUCAAGAAUGAGGAAAUCUGCUAGGCACCGGGUUGCAGCCUUUGGUAUGCGCCGCAGCCAAAGCUCUUUUUACAUGCAUAUAUACACAAAUACAUAUGUAUUCAGCCUUUGUAACUAUAUGUAUGUGUGUAGCCCCUGCUGCUGGUUUAUCCAUAAUUUCUCCGUAUCUUUUAUUUAAUUCAGUUCCAUUUGAGUUUUCGCUUAGCGCGGUUUGAUAUACCUGUUUCAUAUUUCUCAUAUAAACGUACACAUACAUGGUAUAUAAGUAUGUACAAUACAUAUAGAUAUUUAGUAGUAUAUUUGUGGCAAUAUAUAAAUAUUUAUGUGGCGCUUGUGUAUGACUUGGAACUUUGGGCAAUUCUAUUGUAAACUCUUGCAUUGCAGCAUUUGGGUUUAUUUCGCAUAUUCGUUGCAAUUAUUUUCUUUGUUUGUGUAAUGUUGUUGUAAUGCAGUAUAACAAGCUUUUGUACGCAAACUGGAAGUGGUGAAUCAGUGUGAUGUGCUGUGCAAUUAAUAAACUCAUAUGCAUACAUACAUAUGUAUACAUAUGUGUACAAAUAUACGCAAGUCUAUUGGAUAACAAAACAAUGCAUGCGCGUCUGUAAAUAUUCUACAACAAUUCACAAUUCGCUAGUUUACCUGUAAUCAGAUCCAUGCACACUUAAAUAUAUGUAUUUAUGCAUAUACAUAUAUAUAUAUAUAUGCAGUUGGCUGCAAUUGCACACUUCGGAGUGAAUGGCGUCCGACAGUUGCAAAAUCUUAAUACUUUAUUGGUGCUUAAUCAUUGCGCAAUGAAAUUAAAACGAUAUGGUAUGAAAACAUCAUAGAAAUUCAUUAAACGAAUGGAAAGAUAGUGUUACACUCGUAGGAUACGUGCUUGUAAAUUAAGAUGAACCAACAGUGUGUGAAAACUGAUCCUGGUACAUAUAAACUAUUUCGUAUCAUCAAAACAAACAACUGGCUGAAUUCAAAGAAGCUGACCUAAUCGAAUAAAGAUUAGACUAUGCAGCAAGGGAUUAUUAAAUCGGAAAGGGGAUACUCUUUUUAAUCGAGUUUAAUUGAAUAAAUUUGUUGUAGCCAUAUAAAUCAGAUAAAGCGAGUAGAGGAGUGGCAAAUCAACUUCGAUUAUAGAGUGCAUUUAUUGAAAACAUAGGUAGUUCUGGUGUAAGUUCUAAGCAUCGUUCGAACCUGUUUCAUUUUCUUUGAAUAAGCGCAAUUUCAUCUCGGCGACUCACAGCUAGGGAUUUAACACGCGAUCGUCGAGAUUUCGAAGCUAUUUUUUUUUUUCAAAUUUUUUCUUCCAUCGGUUUUUAAUUACGAGAAUGUUUUAUACAGAAUUUAAACCGAAGCCUAUCGUUUGUAGGUUGGUAGACUGCUCUUAGUAAAGUUUCCCAACAUUUCAGACGACGAAAAACAGCCACACGCUAUGCUAUGGUAAAACGAGCUCCAGAUAGUUUCAGAGUGUCGUACUUGGAUGAUCAAAAAGUAUAUCAAAAGCAGGGUUAGAAUAAAUCUACUUCUAUCAGCAGCUAACUGAUGUGUCAACAUUCAGCUGGAGAAUAACAAAGUAAAGAUAACAAAAAAAAAAAAAUAACAAACUACAACAACACUACCACCACUAGUACAUACAUAUGUAUAUUGUAAACUCAAGUCUACUGAAACAUUUCUUAACCAAUUUUUAUUAAAGCCUAUAGUAUUUUUUAUUACGACUACUAGAAAUAUAGAAACUUUACACAGACGUCGAAUGGCCACAGGCAUAUAAUACAAUAACAUUCCGAAAUACUGCAAGGCAGCUCAAAAUCCUACAAAUCAAUAUACACUAUUGAAAGAACAAAAAUUCCAUUUUAAAUUGAACAUAAUAAAAGAUAAAUAAAUAAACAAAUAAAAUCAUAAAAUCCUACAUAAAAGGUGAAAACAUGACGGAAACUAAUGCAUUUAAUAAUGAUGAGAAAUCGAAAAGGAGUCGGCGGCACAGUAGUCGUCGACAUAGCACCAGCAGCAGCGUUAGCAGCGGCAAAGGUGGUAGACGGCAUCGCGCACGUAAAGGUUGCUCCAUUGGCGCAUUCAUUGGUCAAUUACUUUUCAAUUUCAUUAGUAAAAUCUUACGACUCAUAUUCCAACUGAUCUAUGGUGUCAAGGGUGAACCUAUGCCUGCUAUCACUGAUCCCGUAUUGCUCGAGUCCGCCACAUCGUUAGCGCGCAAAAUACGCAAACAGGAGUUGUCGAGCGUUCAAGUAAUGGAAUCAUUUAUACGACGCAUUAAAGAUGUAAAUCCGAAGCUCAAUUGCUGUGUGGACAAUCGUUUUGAUGAGGCGCUGAAAGAGGCUGCCGAAGCUGAUGAACUAAUCAAAUCUGGCAAAUACACCGAGGAGGAGUUAGAGAAGACUAAACCAUAUUUGGGUGUGCCCAUAUCGACUAAAGAUUGCAUUGCGGUGAAAGGCCUUCUACACACUGCCGGUCUGUAUGCACGUAAAGAUGUGCGCGCCACUGAGGACGCCACUGCCAUGUCAUUGAUGCGACAGGCUGGCGCUAUACCCUUCGCGAUCACUAACAUUUCGGAGGUCUGCAUGUGGUGGGAGAGCAACAAUGUCGUGCACGGACGCACGAGCAAUGCAUACGACUCAAAUCGUAUUGUCGGUGGUUCCAGCGGCGGUGAAGGUUGCAUGCAAUCGGCGGCCGCCUCACCUUUUGGCCUUGGUUCCGACAUUGGCGGCUCUAUACGCAUGCCAGCAUUCUUCAAUGGCGUGUUCGGUCAUAAACCCAGCAAAUUUAUCGUUUCGAAUAACGGCCAAUUUCCAAUGCCAUUCACAGAUGAACAAAGCUCGUUUUUAGGCAUUGGACCAAUGUCACGUUUUGCUGAGGACUUAAAGCCCAUGCUGCGCAUUAUUGCGGGCGAAAAGGCCAAAGAACUGCAUUUAGACGAGCCAGUUGAUUUGCAAAAGGUACGCUUUUUCUAUCAGGAGAGCGAUGGCGGCGGUCGCUUAGUUUCGCCUGUGGAUGCUGAUCUAUUGGCUGGCAUGCAACGUACUGUGCAGCAUUUGCGACAGAAAUUAAAGCCCGUAUCAGUGGAAAAGGUACAAUUUGAGCAAUUCCGUCAAUCGGCUAUCAUUUGGUUUGCCAAUAUGAAGGAUGAUUCGGGCUAUACAUUCGCACAUCAAUUGGGUGAUCUCAAAGUCGCUAUAAAUCCCUAUUUGGAGCUGGUCAAAUGGGUAUUCGGCGCUUCCAAGCAUACAUUUAUUGGUUUGAUAACCGUAAUUAUGGAUAGAACACAAGUGCAAUAUGGCUCGAACAAAUACAAGUAUAUGGUGAAGAAGCGUGAUGAAUUGCGUGCCGAAAUGCAAGAGCUACUUGGCGAAGAUGGUGUUCUACUCUAUCCUACACAUCCCACCGUUGCACCAUACCACAAUGAACCCAUCUUCCGACCCAUGAACUUUUCCUAUACAGGCAUUGUGAAUGUAUUGGGUUUCCCCGCCACUGCCGUGCCUCUUGGGCAACUCGGUAGCGAAGGUGUGCCCUUGGGCUUACAGGUGAUUGCCAAUUUCAAUAACGAUAGGCUGUGUCUGGCAGUUGCCGAAGAGUUGGAACGCGCUUUCGGUGGUUGGGCGCGUCCCGAAGUGAAAGUUUAGUAGUAGUAGUUAGCUUGUCGAUGUCACAAUAUCAGCUGAUAUCUAAUUAUAUAACUGUUAUACUACCUAUAUUACUUAUGUACAUGUAAAGUUCUUGAAAUGAGGGUUUGUUUUUAUAUGUGUGUAAAUAUUUGCAACAACGCAGGCAUACGUGCAUGCAUACGGACAUGUCACGUAAAAGAAAUUAUAUUUUUAUGCAGAUUUAAUGAAAUUUAUGCACGCCGAUUUGUAUGUACAUAUGUGUACGUGUGCAUGUCGAAUUGUCUUUGAUACGCAACUUAAAUUAUACACGACUAUAUAAGUAAGAUGUAAUUUAAUGAAUACAUAUAUACAAAUAACUUUACAUCCAUAUAACAUACCUAUACUACAUGUAACUGUUAAGCAUUUAAAUGCGUUAAAUAGACUAACAUGUUGGUAUUACAAUAAGUUACCAGUACAUUGUAUUUAAAUAUAUACGUGAAUUUGUUUGUAUUAAAGUGAAUAUUUUUAUAAAAUAAAAUGUGUAUACAUAUUUAUGCAUAUGCGUAAAGGUAGAACUACUUACGAGGGAAAAGUGCUUCUAGUUUCUAAAUAUACAAAAAUUAUCUAACAUA